UUUAUUCAAUGGUAAUGACAGCACUCUUUAAUUUUUAACAUAUCUCUGACAGCUUGUGUCAAAUUAAAAUGUCAACAGUGACCUUACGUGUUUUUUUAUUAUUAGAGUUUAGAAAUAUUAUUGCAAUACACGAUGAAAUUUAAAUCAUUUUCAGUCAAUCUACAGAUUUUAUCACAGAACAUAUGGUGCAGUGAACGGCGCAAUUAUGUUGUUUAUAGGUAGGCCUCACGAACCCGAAAACAUGAAGUGUGGUUGCAAAUUGAAAAUUAACACAAAAAUGAUCGUAGAUAGGUGUAAAACUGUGGUAAUCUUAUCAAGCGUGGUGUGUACCCUUGCCGUAGUUAUAUCUCUGCACAAAUUGUUAAACCAUGAAGCGAAAUUCGCGAAACCAUUUGCACCCAUACCAGAUGGCUUGUACGGAAACUAUUUGGAGCCUAUUCCUGAAGAGUCUCCGAGUCCUCCCCCACGGAAACCGUACGACAAGACUCGCGAUGCAGAAGCAGUUGUUUCUUUAAAUGCCGCAUUGGAAAUGAAAAAGGUUGGUAAAGAUGACAAAGCAUUGAAAUUAUUUCAACAUGCAUUUGCGCUAUCACCGAAACACGCAGACAUAUUGAAUCACUACGGAGAGUUCCUAGAAGACACUAAGAAGGAUAUAGUAAGAGCAGAUCAGCUGUAUACAUUAGCUUUAACAAAUUAUCCUGAGCACACUGGAGCAUUAGAAAACAGGCAGAGGACAGCCAGCAUUGUUGAGAAUUUAGACAGAGAGAUGUUAAGGAAGAUUGACGAAAAAAGGGAUGCACUGUCAUCCAUACCAGAGAGUAACUCAGCUUUACGGAGGGCUAAGAAAGAGGCUUAUUUCCAGCACAUAUACCACACUGUGGCUAUUGAAGGAAACACCAUGACAUUACAACAAACUCGGAGUGUAUUAGAAACUAGAGUAGCAGUGUCAGGAAAAAGUAUAGAUGAGCACAAUGAAAUCCUAGGUCUAGAUGCAGCAAUGAAGUAUAUAAAUUCAACAUUGUUGUACCGAUUACGAGCAAUCACAAUGGGUGACAUUUUAGAGAUACAUAAAAGGGUAUUGGGUCAUGUUGACCCCAUAGAAGGAGGCCAAUUUAGAAGGACACAGGUAUAUGUUGGGGGCCACAUACCUCCUGGACCCUCAGAAAUACAGAGGCUCAUGAUUCAGUUCCUAGAAUGGUUGAAUUCUGAGGAUGCCUUGGACUUGCAUCCUGUCAGAUAUGCAGCCUUGGCCCACUACAAGUUAGUCCACAUUCAUCCAUUCAUAGAUGGAAAUGGCCGCACAUCUAGACUGCUCAUGAACCUGCUACUGAUGCAGGCUGGGUACCCACCUGUGAUCAUUGCCAAGCAACACAGACAUCUCUACUAUCAGCAUCUACAAACUGCCAAUGAGGGUGAUGUACGCCCUUUUGUGAGGUUCAUUGCACAAUGUACGGAACGGACUCUAAACUUGUAUCUAUGGGCGACGAGCGAGUAUUCACACAUGGUGCCCGCCAUUGGCGAGCCGCACAUACUUACCGGCGAAGGGUUUGAAGAGGAUAUGCUAUGAACGUGACUGCGAAGAUGGCUACGGAUCAGGUAUAAAAAGAAAUGACACUACUCAAUAAAAAAAUUAAAUGGCAAUUGAGUUGUGUUUCUCUGUUGAUUCGUUAUAAUAGUAUUUAUUAAUUAAAUGUCUUGUUUAGAAGUCUGAUCAAUAAUAUAGUUAAGGCAUGUGACACAUAGGGUAUAUUUUCUUUUUGGAAGUGGUUAAUGAAUUCGGAAUGUCUUAGCCUUGAUACCUCAAUUUUAUCAUAACUUCGCCUAAUUGAUCAGCCUUUUACAACUUGGUUUUAGACGAAUUUUAUUUCAUGUAUCCUUGUUUAUAAUUAUUGACAUAAUAAUUCGUUUUGUGUAAAUACCACUUAAUUAUGAAAUGUGAUGCAUUUCAAUUGUAGCUUAAUUGUAGGAAUGUUUUCUUCCAUAAUAAUGAAUGCCUGCUGGCAGGUAGUUGUGUAGCCCUAUGGUCUCGCUACAACUGUAUUAUAUGGUACGAAAUCAAUGUAUGUAUGUACAAUGUCUUAUUAGAUACUUAAUUGGAUUCGAUUUUAUUUUUUGAGAAAUUGAUUUUUAAUAUGUUUAAAUAUUUUACAAAAUAUCGUGAAAUAUUUGCGUUGUAACACCAUUAUCUGGGCUACGAAUAAAUGAACUUAUUAGAAUAAUUUGUAUAAAAUAACCAAAGAGAUCGUCUUAUUUGAGUGGUCGCCGCAUUCCUUUACAUAGGAGUUGAGAUGUUAUAUACUUCUUUUCGAGAUUAUUAUCGCAAGAACCACAAUAGUGCUUCCACAAAUGUAUGGAUCCAUAAACGAUUUUAUUUCCUACGUAAUAAAAAAUGCUGAAUUCGUGAGUAUGGUCUAAUACCAGCAUUUAUUUUAUUUGAU
Molecule: messenger RNA, 2438 nt
Organism: Spodoptera exigua (beet armyworm)
Lineage: Eukaryota; Metazoa; Arthropoda; Insecta; Lepidoptera; Noctuidae
Source: the annotation of a GenBank genome assembly